GGAGAAACCUGGUCUCUCAAACUAACAUCCCCACCCCACCCCACCCCACCCACGACAAACAGAAAAAACAGAGGAAAUGAUGAUUAUGAACAUAGGAAAACUCAAAAACAGUGUGUUGAUUAAGAUUGUUGUCUGUAUGUGCAUGGUGUCAAGCUGCGUGAGCACAUCAAACGAUUCAUUUGUGGGACAGAAACAGAUCGAAAAGUGCAACAUUUAUGAAGGAAAAUGGGUUUAUGAUGAAUCCUACCCUCUCUUCGACUCCUCAAAAUGCUCUGCCAUUCGCGGCGAAUUCAACUGCCUCAAACGUCCCGACCGUCAGUUUCUCAACUAUAGGUGGCAGCCCAAUGCCUGCAACUUGCCCAAAUUUGAUGCCGGAGAUUUCCUGAGGAGGAUGAAGGGCAAAAAGAUUGUGUUUGUUGGGGAUUCCGUGAGUCAAAAUCAUGGGCAGUCGCUUAUUUGCCUGCUUAAUCAGGCUGGUGCGCCGUCACAGAUCAUCCACACCGUAAAUAACUCCACCAUCAUCAAUUAUGUGAAGUUUGAGGCACAUGACGUCUCCAUUACAAUUUUCCUUUCGCAUUAUUUGGUAGACAUCGUAAAUGAGAAAAUCGGUCGAGUUUUGAAGCUCGAUUCGAUUAAAGAUGGCGAAACGUGGAAGCAGGCUGAUGUCUUAAUCUUCAACACGUGGCUCUGGUGGUAUCGCAGCGGGCCUAAACAACCGUGGGAUUAUAUUGAAAGUGAGGGAAAGAUAGUGAAAGACAUGGACAGAAUGGAAGCAUUUCGUAGAGGUCUAACUACUUGGAAAAAUUGGGCCGAUGCAAAUCUCAGUCCUUCCAAGACCAAAGUUUUUUUCCAAGGGAUCUCUCCAUCGCAUUACAAGGGUGAAGAUUGGAACGAGAAAGGAGUGAGUGACUGCUCGAGAGAAACAACACCAGUUGAGGGAUCAACAUAUCCAGCAGGGGAGCCAUUGGCACUAAAAGUGGUUAAAUCAGUGUUAGAGAGGAAAACAUCAUCACCACCAAUGCCAGUUGGUUUGCUUGAUAUCACAACUCUGUCUCAGCUGAGGAAAGAUGGGCAUCCCAGCAAGUACAACCUAUUGGGGGGAAUGGACUGCACCCAUUGGUGCCUCGCCGGCGUCCCCGACACAUGGAACCUCCUGCUCUACACUGAGCUGCUGCGAUCUCCUCACUGACCCUUCGGAUCAUGCAUACUAUUUUUAUUUCUUGAUUUUUUACAUCUCAUGAUAUGGAAAAACUUUUAUACAUACAUAUAAAACUACAGUUGAUGUUGGUUAUGACUUAUGAGCUAUUAAGGGAGAGGUUUCAUUAUUGAAGGAAGCAAA
This is a messenger RNA of Salvia miltiorrhiza (redroot sage), 1339 nucleotides long. RefSeq names its product protein trichome birefringence-like 38. Lineage: Eukaryota; Viridiplantae; Streptophyta; Magnoliopsida; Lamiales; Lamiaceae. Gene Ontology annotation, cellular component: Golgi apparatus. The coding region runs from base 77 to 1189 and encodes 370 amino acids. The transcript is spliced from 5 exons. Gene Ontology annotation, molecular function: O-acetyltransferase activity. The record is from RefSeq and is a predicted model, not a curated record.